CAGCUGAGAGACUACUUCCGCUUCCGGUAAUGCUGAAGCGUGGAUUUGGUAUAUUGAAAGGUUCCCUGUUACCGGCUCGUUUACAUCUGAGAAGGGAGAUGGCAAAGAGCAAGUUUGAGUACGUGAGAGAUUUCGAGGUGCAGGACACGUGUCUACAGAACUGCUGGGUGGUGGUGAGAGUGGACGGCAGGAACUUCCACAGAUUCUCAGAGCAGCACAACUUCGCCAAACCCAAUGAUCCUCGGGCUCUGCUACUCAUGAACCACUGCGCCAAGAAUGUGAUGGAGGAAAUUAAAGACAUAUGUCUGGCAUAUGGGCAAAGUGAUGAAUAUAGUUUUAUCUUUCACAGGAAAUCAAACUGGUACAAGAGGCGGGCAAGCAAGUUUAUGACGCACGUGGUUUCACAGUUUGCCUCCAGUUACGUCUUCUAUUGGAAUGAAUUUUUUCCGAAACAGCCGAUCCUCUAUCCUCCAGGGUUCGACGGAAGAGUAGUGCUGUAUCCCAGCGUGCAAAACUUGAAGGAUUACCUCAGCUGGAGACAAGCGGACUGUCACAUUAACAACUUGUACAACACAGUGUUUUGGGCCCUGGUACAGAAGGGAGGACGGACCCCAGCACAGGCUCAGGACCGGCUAAAGGGUACACUUGCCGGAGAUAAAAAUGAAAUAUUGUUUUCAGAGUUCAACAUCAACUACAACAAUGAGCCUGUAAUGUACCGAAAGGGCUCCAUCAUUAUAUGGAAUAAGGUCAAUGAGAUAAGCAAAAAGGUAAUAAAGUUACCACAUGAGGCAGAGGAGAAGGAAGUGGAGGUGUGUCGGGUGCGGAACCAGCCUGUCAUCCUGCACUGUGAUGUCAUCAGCGACACGUUCUGGGAGGAUCAUCCAGAUGUUAUUUCUAGUGAAAGUUGAUAAUUUUAAGAUUUACUAGAUCCUAACACUAUUCUGUGAAUGGAGUGUGGACCAAAGAUCUGUUCUUAGACAGUUUUAUUAACUAUUUAAUAAAGUUAAACAUUUUUAUUUUGUUAAAUACAUUUUUAAACUUGGACCCGUGAAUAAAUUGUUUUAUUCAAAAUUCACUUGGUCUACAUUUCCAUUACUUUAUAUAGUUUUACAUGGGCUUCAUGUUUGUAUACCUUUACAAAUUAAAGUAUCUCAUUAGCGGGAGGAAGGAGAAACAUUCCCAAAGGUCGUCUAACUUCCUCAUCCUGCAAUUUAACUCCGAUAAAACCAUCUCUAGCAAUGAAGAGUUGUCCUUCCCAAUUUCUGUUUUCCAUACAUGGAGAUUAGGUUGUCUUCACAGGUUGCAUAAUUUCCACCAGAACAUGCACCACAAAGUAUUUCUCCAUUUUAUACUAUGGGGUUGAAAACUGUCAAUCCCUGCCCUGACCGGCAUUCUGCAGUGUAAAUAAUGUGUUGCGGAUUUUCUGAAGCAUAAUGUCUCCAUUCAUUUCAGUGGGGAUGUAAUCUACAUCCUAAUCCGGGCAUAAAAAUACACACCUGCCUAUUUUCUGGUGGCUAGAUAUACAGUGCCUUGAAAAGGUAUUGAUACCCCUUGAACUUUUCCAAAUUUUUUCAUAUUACACCCACAAACGUAAAUGGAUUGUAUUGGGAUUUUAUGUGAUAGACCAAUACAACGUAGGAAGUAUAUGUGAAGU
This is a messenger RNA of Bufo bufo (common toad), 1654 nucleotides long. It is a transcript of the gene THG1L, whose product is annotated as tRNA-histidine guanylyltransferase 1 like. Lineage: Eukaryota; Metazoa; Chordata; Amphibia; Anura; Bufonidae. The coding region runs from base 30 to 908 and encodes 292 amino acids. The transcript is spliced from 6 exons. The record is from RefSeq and is a predicted model, not a curated record. Gene Ontology annotation, molecular function: magnesium ion binding; tRNA guanylyltransferase activity. Gene Ontology annotation, biological process: tRNA modification.